Messenger RNA from Rubroshorea leprosula, 1230 nucleotides. Lineage: Eukaryota; Viridiplantae; Streptophyta; Magnoliopsida; Malvales; Dipterocarpaceae. The record is from the annotation of a GenBank genome assembly.
GACUAUAAGAGACGUUCCAGCACACGAAAACAAGCAAACGCUCCCCCGAGCAACAGCUCCACUGCACAGCCUCAUCAUCAAAACCUGAAAACCAAAAAAACCAAAACUCUUUCGAAUUCCAAACUCUCUGAUUCUCAUCGGAUUCUCAUCCCUCAGAGUUUGUCAUCUAACAGAGUUUAUCACCUGUUCUGGACUGGGAUUAUGAUGGCCCAUGUACCCAUUUGUUUUAGAUGAUUGGUGGAAAUAAGUAAGAAAAAAUGGGAGGUUGUUGUUGUUGUCCUUCUAAAGGAGUUGAACUAAACAGUACACCAGCAUACUAUUAUUAUCCUAGAGCAUCUGAAGAGCAUUUACCUUUAUCGUCUAAUCAUGGUGCUGCCUCUGGCCUCCCCACUGGGCUCCUGGUUGAUACCAAUCUGGACACAUCAGAGCCAGAUUCCUAUAGACCACCUCCUACUCCUUUGCCAUUUGAUGUGGGUUUAGCGCCUCCUCAAACUGGUUCAGUUGCUCAAGAAAUUCAUAACAGUAAGAAUGGUGCAGCAGUUGAAACAACAAAUUCUGAUCCUGUUCAGGAAGCAAUUGAUGUCAAUGCUCAAAGUACUUUGACCAAGUCUGAUAAAGCAGAGUCCAAUAUUGAAACUGAACCGACAAAGCAGUUAGAAGUUGAGCUCUCAAAGUCAGCUGAAGCCAUUGUAUCUGCAGCAGAGGAGGAUGUAUGCCCAACCUGUUUGGAAGAGUAUGAUGCGGAGAAUCCCAAAAUCACCGCAAAAUGUGAGCAUCAUUUUCAUCUUGCAUGUAUCCUUGAAUGGAAGGAAAGAAGUGACACCUGUCCCGUGUGCAAUGAGGAAAUGAUAUUCAACACUGCUGCUGAUAACUAGUUAUCUCUAUCUAGUGGGAGUUCAAUUAGCUUUUCAAAACUAGGUUUGAAAGCAAAGAUUACAAUGCUUGAGAGAGCCAGUCUUGAGGUUUUUUUAUUUUUUUUACCAUUUUCCUGUUUCCAGUGGCUGUCAAAGAUCUGGCCAUGCUUGUUUAUUUGUUUCCUUUUUAGUCCCUUUUUUUUUUUUUCCUUUUAUGAGUCAUUCACUCAUUUUUUUUUUUUUCCUUUUAUGAGUCAUUCACUCAUUCCUAUUCCUAGUGCAUAACAUCUUUGUGCAUUCAUACCGCUUCAAACUUGGAAAAUUUUGAAUAAAAGGAAAAAGGAGAAAGAAAUAGCAAGAAAAUUUGAACAGAAAU